Messenger RNA from Ascoidea rubescens DSM 1968, 348 nucleotides. It is a transcript of the gene MRP2, whose product is annotated as mitochondrial 37S ribosomal protein uS14m. The coding region runs from base 1 to 348 and encodes 115 amino acids. Gene Ontology annotation, cellular component: ribosome; mitochondrial small ribosomal subunit. The transcript has a single exon. The record is from RefSeq and is a predicted model, not a curated record. Lineage: Eukaryota; Fungi; Ascomycota; Saccharomycetes; Ascoideales; Ascoideaceae. Gene Ontology annotation, molecular function: structural constituent of ribosome. Gene Ontology annotation, biological process: translation.
AUGAAGAACUUCCGUUUUGCUGCUCCCAUGAAGCUCCCCCCGGGCUUCAUCAACACCAGAAUCCUCAGAGACAACUUCAAGCGCCAGCAGAGCGCCGAACACGAGGUCUUGAUUCGAGCCUUGAAGUACAUUGCUCGAAACACCACUCUUCCUCCCAGAGCUAGGUUGGAGGCCCAGUUGCAGCUCACCUCUAUGCCCCACUACACCAGAAUCACCUCCUGCAAAGAUCGUUGCUUUGUCUCAGGAACCUCCAGAAGUGUCCUCAAACACUUCCACAUCAACAGAAUCCAAUUCAGGGAAAUGGCCUUGGGUGGGUUAUUGCCUGGAGUCCGCAAGGCUGCCUGGUGA